Molecule: messenger RNA, 387 nt
Organism: Cordyceps fumosorosea ARSEF 2679
Lineage: Eukaryota; Fungi; Ascomycota; Sordariomycetes; Hypocreales; Cordycipitaceae
Product: transthyretin domain protein
Exons: 1
Coding region: 1-387 (128 amino acids)
Biological process (GO): purine nucleobase metabolic process
Molecular function (GO): hydroxyisourate hydrolase activity
Source: RefSeq, a predicted model, not a curated record
AUGGCGACGCCGCAAAAGGACCCCAUCACCUGCCACGUCCUCGACACCACCGCCGGCCGCCCCGCCGCCAACAUCGCCGUGCGCCUCGAGGGUCCCGAGACGACCACCGCCGCCUCGCCGCACCGGUACACGGCCGUGACCGACGCCGACGGCCGCGUCACCCGCUGGCAGCCCGAUGACCCCUUGGCGCCACUAGCAGACGCGCUCGCCAGCGUUGGCAGCGCGACGUCGCGGUGGCGGCUGACCUUCGCCACCGAGGCGUACUUUGGCGAGGGCCGGACCUUCUUCCCCGAGGCCGUCGUUGUCUUUCGCGUGCAGCAGGGCCAGCACUACCACGUGCCGCUGCUGCUGAGCCCGUUUACGUUUACGACGUACCGCGGGAGCUAA